ACUGAAAUUCUUUUGAAUACAAAUGAGUCAGAAAUAGAUAUUGUGGACCAGCACGUUGAAAAUGAUAUCAUGUUAGAUAAUGAAGAAAUUGAAACUAUAAUUUUUAAUUUACCAAAUGAGAGUUUAUAUACAGCCAAGACUACCUGGGCCAUGUUAACAUAUAUACAAGCCAUUAAUAAACCUAUUGCCACAGAAGAAAUACUUGAUGAUGAGGAGAUAAUUUUUAUGAUUCAAACUAAGAAAAAUGAUAUAUCAACCGGGCAAGCAAUUGAGGAAGAUGAUAAAGAUGAGGCACCUGAACUACUAGUAAUAGUUGCUGAAGUAUAUAGUGCAAUACAAACCAUUGUUCACUAUGAAGAGCAAGAAAAUUUAGAAACAAAUCCAUCAUUAAAAGAAUUAGAGUUUUUAAAAAAACUACUCAAAGAGUAUAAACAUAUAAAUGAAAAGACAAAAAAGCAUCAAGGAUUACUAAUUUUUUUACUUCCCAGGAUUUGUACUCCAAUAACUUGUAUUCCCAAGAUUC
Dentiscutata erythropus is the source of this 523-nucleotide messenger RNA. The record is from the annotation of a GenBank genome assembly. Lineage: Eukaryota; Fungi; Glomeromycota; Glomeromycetes; Diversisporales; Gigasporaceae.